UCUCACUCCCAUUUGCAAAACAACACAGAAGUUUCUGGAUUCAUUGUUGUUAAGACCUGAGAGAGUUGAGAGAAAAAGAAAGAUCAAGUAUAAACAAAGUUUUUGAUUUCUUUAGGGUUCAUUUGACAGACAAGAUGUUGGAAGGAAAAGCACAUAUAGAAGACACAGACAUGCCAGUGAAGAUGCAGAUCCAAGCCAUGACUUCUGCUUCUCAUGCACUUGAUCUUUAUGAUGUCUUUGAUUGCAAAUCUAUUGCCUCUCAUAUCAAAAAGGAAUUUGACAAGAUAUAUGGGGAUGGAUGGCAAUGUGUAGUUGGAUCAAACUUUGGUUGUUAUUUCACUCAUUCUAAGGGGACUUUCAUAUAUUUUGCAUUGGAGACUCUCAAUUUUCUCAUUUUUAAAGGUUCUUCUUGAUCACUACUAUUGCAAUUGACAUGCCACUGCACUGUAAUAGCUCUUUUGGGUAGAUUACCCUAAACAAAGAAGAGAAGGAAAUUCAAGACAACCACAGGAUGUCUGUUGGAUUUUUUGUUUUUACCAAGCAACUUUUACUGCUGCUGUAGAAGAUUUUUAUUGGUUAAUUUUAUGGGGCUUUUCCUAUAUUGUUUUUGGCUUUUUUCUUUGUAAAUAUGAGAGUCUUUACUCUUUAAAAGUUGGUGGUGGUUGUGACUUUAGCUAUGUAGUAUCUCUAGCUAGUUUCUUCAGCUAUCUGUGGAAACUUUGUUCAUAAUGAAAUCUAUUGUUUCUGUUUGCUGUUCUGGUUCA
Papaver somniferum (opium poppy) is the source of this 764-nucleotide messenger RNA. RefSeq names its product dynein light chain LC6, flagellar outer arm-like. The record is from RefSeq and is a predicted model, not a curated record. Gene Ontology annotation, biological process: microtubule-based process. The transcript has 2 exons. Gene Ontology annotation, molecular function: dynein intermediate chain binding; dynein light intermediate chain binding. The coding region runs from base 135 to 413 and encodes 92 amino acids. Gene Ontology annotation, cellular component: dynein complex. NCBI's taxonomy places the organism in Eukaryota, Viridiplantae, Streptophyta, Magnoliopsida, Ranunculales, Papaveraceae.